Chara braunii is the source of this 674-nucleotide messenger RNA. NCBI's taxonomy places the organism in Eukaryota, Viridiplantae, Streptophyta, Charophyceae, Charales, Characeae. The record is from the annotation of a GenBank genome assembly.
GGGGUGACAGGGAGAAAAUUGCGAAUGUGAUUGCAGCAGGAAUGUAUAAGAGAAGGAUUGAAGGAGUGGUAGCAGGGUGCACGAGGUGAAAAGUAUGCAAGGAGAGAUUAUGGAAGGACAUGGGGGCCUUCCCAAGGGAUGAUGUGGAGGAUGACUUAAGGUUUGAUGGAACCAAUCUGGAGGACUUUAUCGAGAGCUUGCAGCUGGCCGCUGAAAUAGGCGAGCGAAAAAAGGAGGAAAAGAAGAAACAGUUGAUCGCAAGAUCAGACGAGAGUGAAAAUGAGGAAGUAAAACGAAUUGUGGAAGAGAGUCGAACCUGGAAGAGAAUAACAGCAGAAUUGUGGAUGACCUACACCCAAGCCAGGCAAGAUCAAACAAGAAAAGAAAGGCUGCAAGAGAAGGGGCUAUGGAUUGGAAGAGAGGUGGCUGAGCCACAGGGGAAGGAGGCAGAGGAUGAAAGAAAGGAUAAUGCGCAUUUCAGAAGGUUGAAGAACACGACGAUGGUCUCCCCCAAGAGCAGCAACAAGGGAUCUGACCAGGCUAAGGGAGAUGAACAGGAAGAUGAGGAGGCAGCAGAGGGAGGAAGAGAAGCAUGAGGGCAAAUGUGGUACCAAGAAAAAAGAAACUUGGAAAGAAAAGGGUAAUUGAAAGUGGAAUGAAAGAGGUACAGGAAA